Pelodiscus sinensis (Chinese soft-shelled turtle) is the source of this 1737-nucleotide messenger RNA. The record is from RefSeq and is a predicted model, not a curated record. Lineage: Eukaryota; Metazoa; Chordata; Testudines; Trionychidae.
CCGCAGACCCCUAGCCAGCCGGGACCCCCUUCGACUCCGGGCACGGCCGGCGACAAGGGCCAGAGCCAGCAGGGCUCGGGCCAGAGCCAGCAGCACAUCGAGUGCGUGGUUUGCGGGGACAAGUCGAGCGGCAAACACUACGGCCAAUUCACCUGCGAGGGCUGCAAAAGUUUCUUCAAGAGGAGCGUCCGCAGGAACUUAACGUACACAUGUCGUGCCAACAGGAACUGUCCCAUCGACCAGCACCACCGCAACCAGUGCCAGUACUGCCGCCUCAAGAAGUGCCUCAAAGUGGGCAUGAGGCGGGAAGGUGAAUAUUUCUUCCCUAUUCUACUCUCCCUCGCUCUGCACCCCUCCCCCACCCCGCGCUCGGGCAGCCUGUGCAUGCAGCCCAACAACAUCAUGGGCAUCGAGAACAUCUGCGAGCUGGCCGCGCGCCUGCUCUUCAGCGCCGUCGAGUGGGCCCGCAACAUCCCCUUCUUCCCCGACCUGCAGAUCACCGACCAGGUGGCCCUGCUGCGGCUCACUUGGAGCGAGCUGUUUGUGCUCAACGCGGCGCAGUGCUCCAUGCCCCUGCACGUGGCCCCUCUGCUGGCCGCCGCCGGCCUGCACGCCUCGCCCAUGUCCGCCGACCGGGUGGUGGCCUUCAUGGACCACAUCCGCAUCUUCCAGGAGCAGGUGGAGAAGCUCAAGGCCCUGCACGUCGACUCGGCGGAGUACAGCUGCCUCAAAGCCAUCGUCCUCUUCACAUCAGAUGCCUGUGGCCUGUCAGAUGCUGCCCAUAUCGAGAGCCUGCAAGAGAAAUCUCAAUGCGCCCUGGAGGAAUAUGUGAGGAGCCAGUACCCCAACCAGCCGAGUCGCUUCGGCAAACUGCUCCUGAGGCUGCCUUCCCUGCGCACCGUCUCCUCCUCAGUCAUCGAGCAGCUCUUCUUCGUCCGCUUGGUAGGUAAAACCCCCAUUGAAACCCUCAUCAGAGAUAUGUUACUGUCUGGGAGCAGCUUCAACUGGCCUUACAUGUCUAUCCAGUGUUCCUAGAGCACAGCCAACACCCCCAAUAGAGACACUGAGGACCAACACAGACAGAAAUAAACGAACCGAGUAAAAGUUGGGGUGCAGAGAGGGGGGGAAGCAGACAAUAAACAAAACAAAAAGAGAAAGACUCGUGUAGGAUCAGAUCUGUGACCAUGUUUGAAAGGAAAAGAAAGCAGCUUGUGUCUGUGGAAAAUUUUGGAAAAAGGACCGAGGGGAUUUUAAUAAAACCAGAAGGAGAAUAAUGGAUCUUCCAGCAUUUAUUGUGGACUGAUGUGGAUAUAUUCUGUACAGAAACAAAGAAACCAACAAAAAUAUUGACGCUGAACUGAAUCUUGUGUAGAAAACACACACACGCAAACACUUACCACGAACAUUGUUAUUCAUUUUGUAAAAUAUUAGUCUUUAUUUUCAUUUUUUGGUAAAAUUUAAGACAUCGUAUGCGCAUAAAGAAAAAAGAAACAAGAAUUAGGGGAAAUAACAUUUCCAAAUAAUUAUAAAAAACAAUUGUCCUGUGUCUAUGUAUCUAUAUCUGUUUUGUAUUUUUUUCUGGUUCCAAACCAGGUUUCCUGUGAUUCUAUACUAAUAAUUUUUGAUAUAACCCUUUGCUUCUUAUAAUGAGUGCGAUAUAUGUUGUCGAAGCUGUUCUUCAAGAAUUAAAAUUGAAGUGAGAAUUUAAACAAAAAUAAAAGAAUUUAGCAAAAAAAA